GGCGCUAACUCUGCCUGGCCUCUCCGCCGGUCUCCGGCAGCCGCAGCAGCCACCAACGGGGGCGGCUGGACUCGGGGCCACCCCCGCCUCCGGCCCCACCCAGCCGCACCCGAGGCCGCCAGGCGUCACAGAGCGCAUGCGUGCCGCGGGGGAUGCCGGGAGCGCGCAGUGGCGGCAGCGGCGGCGACGGCAGUCACAGCGGCGGCAACAGCGGGGACGCCAGCGGGCCGGUGACCGUGUGGGAGGUGGUCUCACUCUUGGGGAAGCUGCUGGGCACCGUCGCCGCGCUGAAGGUGGUUCUGUACCUGCUCCGGGUGUGCUUAGCGAUGGCCUGGAAAUCCGGCGGCGCCAGCCACUCGGAGCUAAUCCACAAUCUCUGCAAAAAUGGAAUCAUCAAAACAGAUAAAGUAUUUGAAGUGAUGCUGGCCACUGACCGCGCCCACUAUGCAAAGUGUAACCCUUAUAUGGACUCCCCACAAUCAAUAGGUUUCCAAGCAACAAUCAGUGCUCCGCAUAUGCAUGCAUACGCACUAGAACUUCUAUACGAUCAAUUGCAUGAAGGAGCUAAAGCUCUUGAUGUGGGAUCUGGAAGUGGAAUCCUUACUGCAUGUUUUGCUCGGAUGGUUGGAGCUAGUGGGAAAGUCAUAGGAAUUGACCACAUUAAAGAGCUAGUAGAUGACUCAAUAAAUAAUGUCAGAAAGGACGAUCCAACACUUUUGUCUUCAGGGAGAGUGCAGCUGGUCGUGGGGGAUGGAAGAAUGGGACAUGCUGAAGAAGCCCCUUACGAUGCUAUUCAUGUCGGAGCUGCAGCCCCCGUUGUGCCCCAGGCACUAAUAGACCAGUUAAAGCCUGGUGGAAGAUUGAUAUUGCCAGUGGGUCCUGCAGGUGGAAAUCAGAUGCUGGAGCAGUACGACAAGUUACAGGAUGGCAGUGUCAAAAUGAAGCCUCUGAUGGGAGUGAUAUACGUGCCUUUAACAGAUAAAGAAAAGCAGUGGUCCAGUUGCUGGUACAGUGCUCCCCACCUGGCUGAGCGAAUGGUUUCUUUUGGAGCUGAUAAAGCUGCCUUAUGAAAUCAGCUGACAGGGAUGAACUGUAAAAGCAACAUCAGCUUGACCAGAAUAUAAUAAUUACAGUGGAUUGCUCAUCUCAGUCCUCAAACCUUUUUGAAAACCAACAGCAUCACAGCUUGUUUUGGACUUUGUUACACUAUUAUUUUCAGCAUGAAAAUGUGUGGUUUUAUAGGGUUUCUAAUUCUUCAAAAAGGCACUGAAGCCAAAUUGGUAGACGAAGAAUGCAAAGUAUGCAUCUGUGUAUUAUGACUUUAACUUGCCCACAUUUUACUUUAAAAUAUUAAAUGAAGGGGUUCUGCAAAAUGGAAAACUUAGUUUGUGACUUGAUUUGGAGGAGUGGUUAUUUUUUUCUUAGAUACUUAAUUCUGUUCCAAUAUUAAUUUAUCAGAUUGCUUUUGUGCAUCAGCUAAUACCACCAUUCACAAGUUAAGAUUCUUUGAUUUUUGGAUGUCUGUUAGAUGCUACUAAGAAAAUAGAGAUGAGCUUCCUUUUUAAAGCUUUUGAUGUGGUGUCAUAGAAUAGCAUGUUGUAGAUACAGUUGGCUGCUUUUUACCUUAAAACUAAGCAUUUGUAAAUAUUAAAACUUAAGAAGAUGGCAGGUGAUGUCCCUUAACACUCGGCUGUUCAGAUUGGACAUAACUGACAUAGUUCUUCCUUUCUCCCGUUAAAAAUGAUAGGAGACUUGUAGCUCAAUGGUGUUCCUUCUGUUUCUAAUUUGCUGCUGAGAAUGUAUAUGAAUUUCACGUGCUGUGUAAGCUGUGUCCUAGUCACUGAACAGUUUAUGCAGUGCUGCUUUGCCAAAUAAAGUUAAAAGCAAAAGAGGCA
Rhinolophus ferrumequinum (greater horseshoe bat) is the source of this 1895-nucleotide messenger RNA. RefSeq names its product protein-L-isoaspartate (D-aspartate) O-methyltransferase (gene PCMT1). Gene Ontology annotation, molecular function: protein-L-isoaspartate (D-aspartate) O-methyltransferase activity. Gene Ontology annotation, cellular component: cytoplasm. NCBI's taxonomy places the organism in Eukaryota, Metazoa, Chordata, Mammalia, Chiroptera, Rhinolophidae. The record is from RefSeq and is a predicted model, not a curated record. The coding region runs from base 153 to 1070 and encodes 305 amino acids. Gene Ontology annotation, biological process: protein modification process. The transcript is spliced from 9 exons.